Molecule: messenger RNA, 2362 nt
Organism: Athalia rosae (coleseed sawfly)
Lineage: Eukaryota; Metazoa; Arthropoda; Insecta; Hymenoptera; Athaliidae
Product: odorant receptor 22c-like
Exons: 5
Coding region: 755-1684 (309 amino acids)
Biological process (GO): detection of chemical stimulus involved in sensory perception of smell; sensory perception of smell
Cellular component (GO): plasma membrane
Molecular function (GO): odorant binding; olfactory receptor activity
Source: RefSeq, a predicted model, not a curated record
UGAGAACCAUAAAUUACAGCUCUUCAUUUAUCUGAAUUUUACUUUGCGUAUGAGAUGGACGCUAUGUACGUACCUAACUAAUUAUUUUUCUAAACGCGCCUUACAAGUAACAUGUCCCAGCGUUUACUACGUUCAUUCACGGACCUUACAAUUAUAGACCGCCUUGUAUCUCAAGCCCCGAAUUUCCGCGUAAGCGAAAAUUGAAAACGAAUAACAUGGGUCAUUAAGAAAGUUCCUGCGCCGACUAAUCAACGGUUUUAACGACGUGAAGCAUUAGGGAUACGAUUAAUUAAUCGUAAGUAUUACGAUAUGCAGAAAUUAGACUUCGCACAAUCCUUUCUACAGCUUAUGUUAGACCGCCCAGUUGAAGUCGUCUUUGCUAGGAACUCUUUCUCUCCGGGAACAAUGCUCAACAAAAAGUCCUUUCAAAGUGUAACUAAAACAAACAGAUUCUGUCUGCAAUUUUUUGGCAUGCUGCCGCUGAAUGGGCCACCGAGUCGCCUGAAAAAUUUAGCGAGCUACUGUCUGACGGUGUACACACUUUUCUCCGUCACAAGCGUAAUCUUUCCAGUAUUUCAUCUGAUGCUGACCUCGGUAAAUAUUGGAAAAAAAAUUCGCACAAAAACUAGGAAUACCAUAAUAUAUAAUACGUCUACUGAGGAUAUCGGAUCUUCUUUUGCGACAGAACCUCGACCUGGAAGGUGUUUUAGACGCUCUUAACGUCACGGCAGGAGUAUUUGGAGGAGAAAUAAGGAUGAUUGUCAUUGCCAUGCAUCGGAGGAGAAUCCAUCGUCUGAUGUCGAUCUGCGAGGCGUUAUGGAACGACGCCGACAACGCUGCAGAUUACAAAAUUAUUUCUGCCUGGGCUAAACGAGCGAAAUCUUUGACCAACCUUCUAUGCACAUUUACGAUCUUCGCCGUUGGUGUAUUUGUAAUUUUACCCAUAAUCAGGCAGCUAUUACCCGGUUCCGAUAUUUCCACUAGAACUUGGCCGUAUCAAAUCAAUAUGGACGCCACGCAAUCUCCGCGAUAUGAACUUUACUACGCUUUACAGACAUGUUUUGUUUGCAACGCUCUUUGUAGUGUUAUCGGAUGCGACAGUACCGGACCUCUGUUAGCUAUACAUGCUUGUGGCCAACUGAAACUUAUCCAAACCUGGCUGUUAUCCAUUUUCGAAAACGAAACGGACUCGUCGUUGGUCAAUGGAAAGGAUGAAAUAAUCGUGAAAGAAAAGUUGAAGAAAUGCGUUCAGCGACAUCAAUUCGUCAUGCACUUCUGCGACGAAAUAGAAGAGCUGGUCCGCUACGCUAAUUUGACGCAGGUCUUGGCCGAGAUGUACAUGAUGGCGAUAUCAGCGUCAAGGUUGUCGAGGAUGCAGGGCGCAGGGAUAUUCAAACAGAUUGGACCUCUGCUGAUGGCCGCUAGUCAAAUUUUUAUUUCGUGUUUCGCUUCCGAGCAGCUUUCGUCCGAAAGCGUAAUGGUAGCAGAAACGGCAUACGCGAUACCCUGGUACCGAUGUUCUCCGCGAAUCAGGAAAAUGAUAUUGCUCAUCAUAAAUCGAUCACAGCGUCCUGUUCGACUUACCAUUGGAAAAUUUGGAGUCAUGUCUUUGGCGACGUUUGGAUCUAUCGUCUCUACUGCCACAUCGGUUUUCAUGUUGUUGCGGAGCGUUGAUUCUACCUAAAUCAGAUCAACCUAUCGGAAUUACCGCGUGCAGCCGAUAAGCUUCUGUCGUCACUAUAGGAUGAUUUCAAUGCACAUUGAUAUUGUAAUAGUCUGUUCACACCCGAGUACAAAAAUCUGGGAUACCUACAAUAGUUUCUGUAAGGAGAAUUAUUCUUGUUCGGUUGAAAAUAAUUUCAGUAUAGUUCAUAAUCUACAAUCAUAGAUAUAUUGGAGUAAAAUGUUACGGUUUUCUCAUCACCGUUUAGUGGCACAAUUCACUCAUUUCGCAAAGUUCAAUCGGCCCACACGAUAAUACAAUGGCAUGCGGGGCUUUCCACGUCAGAUGGGCCAGUUUUUAACCAGUUUUGAAUAUAUUUUGAACCCGAUGAAACUCUUUUGACGUCUUGAGAGGUCUCAUAAAUUAUGCUGAGACUAUACUAAUAACCGCCUAGAGUCAAGAUUUUCAAUCUACGAUUUAUACAGAAAAUCCAUGACCACGAAAUGACGUCUUCAAAAUUUCAAUGUUUCAUCAAAUUCCGAUCAUUCGUUCUCGAGAUACAACGGGAAACGUGAUGGCGGGUGACGUAGCCCGAGAUUUUAUAUUUUAGCGGGCUGGGCCCGAGCGCUCUCUAUCUCGUUCGUCUUUCUACCGCUUUGCGGCGUAUCGCCUCACGUCUUGCGCUCCCACCACGCUGGC